This is a messenger RNA of Manis pentadactyla (Chinese pangolin), 987 nucleotides long. RefSeq names its product olfactory receptor 10X1-like. The record is from RefSeq and is a predicted model, not a curated record. The transcript has a single exon. Gene Ontology annotation, cellular component: membrane. Gene Ontology annotation, molecular function: olfactory receptor activity; G protein-coupled receptor activity. The coding region runs from base 1 to 987 and encodes 328 amino acids. NCBI's taxonomy places the organism in Eukaryota, Metazoa, Chordata, Mammalia, Pholidota, Manidae. Gene Ontology annotation, biological process: G protein-coupled receptor signaling pathway.
AUGAAGAGUGGGACAUUUAUUUGUUGUUUCUUUCAGAUUUCAGACAUUCAAACACUGAGGAUGAACCGGACAGUCCUGACAGAGUUCAUUCUUGGUGGCUUCUCUGGUCACCCAUACAUGCAGACGUUCCUCUUUGUGCUCUUCCUUUGCCUCUACCUGGUCACCCUCACAGGGAACCUGGCCAUCAUGGGCCUGACGUGGGUGGACAGAUCUCUCCACACCCCCAUGUACCUCUUCCUUAGUGCUCUCUCUUUCUCUGAGACCUGCUACACACUGACCAUCAUCCCCAGGAUGCUGGCAGAUCUACUGGCUGAGAACAGAAGCAUUUCAGUCAUAGGUUGUGGCCUGCAGAUGUAUUUUUUCUUGGGACUCGCUGGCACUAACUGUAUCAUCCUCACUGUGAUGGGAUAUGAUCGCUUCCUGGCCAUCUGCAACCCUCUCAGAUACCCAGUCCUCAUGACCAAUGUGGUAUGUGGACAACUUGUGGCCGGUGCUUGGGCUGGAGGCUUCUUUGUCUCUCUGACGGAGACUUCCCUGAUAUUCAGGGGCUCUUUCUGCAGCCCCAACCUUGUCAAACAGUUCUUCUGCCAUAUGCGAUCGGUUGUCAGGCUGUUGUGUCGAGACGGCAACCUCACAGAAUCCAUUGUCACAGGGGUCUCAGUGUCAGGCUUGCUGGGCACCUUCCUGCUCAUCAUUUUCACUUACGUUUUCAUUCUCUCCACUGUCCUCACGAUGCCCUCAGCUGAAGGCAGGCAGAAGGCAUUUUCCACCUGUGGCUCCCACCUCACAGUGGUCGUCAUCCACUUUGGUUUUGGAGCUGUUGUUUAUCUGAAGCCAGAAUCCUCAGGAGACGAGGACGCCCUCAUGACACUCCCAUACACUGUCAUUACCCCUUUCCUCAGCCCCCUCAUUUUCAGCCUCAGGAAUAAAGACAUGAAGAAUGCUUUUAGAAAGCUGCUUGGAAAGAAGAGUUUCUUGAAUAAAUAA